AUGUCUUCUCGCAAGACUUUCAGGAUCAAGCGAUUCCUGGCCAAGAAGCAAAAGCAGAAUCGUCCCAUUCCUCAAUGGAUUCGAAUGAAAACUGGCAAUAAAAUUAGGUACAACUCCAAGAGAAGACAUUGGAGAAGAACCAAGCUGGGUCUAUAA
This is a messenger RNA of Rangifer tarandus platyrhynchus (Svalbard reindeer), 156 nucleotides long. The record is from the annotation of a GenBank genome assembly. Lineage: Eukaryota; Metazoa; Chordata; Mammalia; Artiodactyla; Cervidae.